Molecule: messenger RNA, 5911 nt
Organism: Eriocheir sinensis (Chinese mitten crab)
Lineage: Eukaryota; Metazoa; Arthropoda; Malacostraca; Decapoda; Varunidae
Product: zinc finger protein 12-like
Exons: 6
Coding region: 137-3277 (1046 amino acids)
Biological process (GO): regulation of transcription by RNA polymerase II
Cellular component (GO): chromosome; nucleus
Molecular function (GO): DNA-binding transcription factor activity, RNA polymerase II-specific; zinc ion binding; chromatin insulator sequence binding
Source: RefSeq, a predicted model, not a curated record
UGGAUGUCGAAGUGUUUGUUGUGGGAAGAUGGCGGCGGCGGGACCGAGGAGGCGGCUGCCGGGGACGCUGUGCUGAAGCCUCGUCGGGGGCUGCUGCCGAGGGUACAGCGGCGCGUGACCUACAGAACAGAGUGCCAUGGCGUCCGAACAGAAGAUUGUGCCAUUGGGAGAGGCCCGGGAACCCCCCCAGGCCAUCACCAUCACAAUUGUGGAUCCGUCAGCCUUGGGGAAUGCCUCCCUCGACUCCUCUUUGGUGGCUUCGGUGGAGACUCAGGACAGCUCAGACCCCAGCAGCAUUGUGAUGGUAACAGGGGAGGAACAUGACGCAAAGGACAUCAUGCAGACGGUCACAGAAACACACAUGGGAACAGAAGAUUUGCCUAUAAUAUCCAGCAUUUCAAACCGUGAAGAUGAGGAAGAGGACCCAAUCGUGCAUGAGACCAAGCUGUCGGAGAGUUACGAUGGCGGAGAAGAGGAAACGGAAACGGAGACCAGAGAGGCGUAUGAAUCCAUUGGACCUCACUGUUUGGUCUGCAACUUAGACCUGACGUCGAAUGAGUCCGACGAGCAAGUACCAGUGUUCAAGACUCAGACGACCACCACACAGAGGCGGGUGGCGGUGUUCCUCUCCAGCCUCAUCGGACAGAAGCUGACGUCUCGGAAGGCUCACAGCGACAUCCUGUGCCGGCGGUGCUUCAGUCUCUUGGACCGUGUAGACUCGCUAGAGGUGGAGAUUCGGGAGACCAAGGAGGAGAUUGUAAAUAAGUACCAGGAGACAGUGUCGGCAUAUGGAGGCCGGGCGAGAAGAAGAAAACCUGCCACGGCCAAGAAGACGGACUAUGUGUUUCCAAAGGUUGAGCCUGAAGACGAGGCUGACCAGCUGCUGGACAUGGAGCUGGACAGUAACUUUGAGCCCCAGGUGGAGGACUUAAUGGAGGAAGACCCGGGCAUCCAGGAUGAAGAAUGGGAGCCGGAAUUCAAGAAGCCAAGGAUAAAAAGGGAAAAUACAGACCCAGCUGACACUGGUAGUCCUCCUAAGAGAAAGCGAGGCCGGCCCAGAAAGGAUUCCACCAGGUCCAAGGGGAGCGAGGAUGCCACACAGCCAGUGGGGCAGGAGGAGGAGGAGGAGGGGGACAUCUCUCGGGUGCUGGAGGUGACGCCGCGCUUGAAGCCCUUCAUCACGAAAAGUCAAGAUACGUUCAGUCGCCCUUUCCUCAGUUGCAACUCAUGUAGCCUCGCAUUCACCACCAUGCGCAGCCUCUUUGCACACCGCUGUGAUUAUGUGUGCAAGGAAUGUGGGGCGGAGGAGAGCAGCAUAGGGGCUCUCACACGGCACUUUCAGUCGUGUCCCCAGCCACCUCCACACCAGCUUAAGUCAACCUCGUUUUCAUGUAAAUAUUGUAAAGCAGUGUUUCAAAAAGAGCACCAGCUACAGCCCCAUAUGGAGGAACACACAAAUGAGUGCCUGAAGCUGUACUCCCAGCUGCUGAAAGAGCUAGGUCUGGCCGAGGCACCAGUCCUCGAAGUCCAGCCGCCACUCAAGAUAGGUAGACCUAGAAAGAUGAGUGAUUGUCCAAAAUGUGAUUUGAUUUACAGCUCAGCAAGUGACCUCACUAGACAUCUAAGACAGAAGCAUGCCGACACAUUGCCUCAUGCCUGCAGGCUGUGUGCUGACCGCUUCCAAUUCAAGCGUGAGCUGGAAAGUCACAUUGUAGAACACUUUCUGGGCUCCUUUAAAUGUGACUUCUGUGGGGUCCACUUUGGCCUCAAAUAUCCUUUUUUGAGGCACCUGGAGGCUCAGCACCCCGGGGACUUCUUGCUGAAGUGUGAGUUUUGUGAGUUCACCACUGGCAGCUUCCAGGAAUACAGGGCCCAUCGACGGGAGCCCCACGAGGCGGGAGGCCACGGAGAGGUGCCAGCAGGGUGCCAGCACUGUGAUGAGCUUGUGCCACUUGAUGAACUAGAGGAGCACACAGAAGAGCACAUGUGGCAGCAAGAACCACAGCCUUUGCCAGCAAAGCCAGUGAGGGCGGGGGGUGGGAGUGACACCCUCAGAAGGCGGCGGGGACGGUCUGGGAAAAAGUUGCAGCGGUGCUUUGAGUGCUGUAUUACAUUCUCCAGUCCUGCAGCCCUCUCGCGCCACAACCAUGACCGGCACCCUUACAAGUACUCAAAGCAGUGCAGUGUGUGUGGUCACAGGUUCAAGGGGGAGCGUGCCCUCCAGCUACACCAGGAAGGCCACCAGACGGGCAGCUGCUGGUGUCCCGUGUGCAAGAUGCGGUUUGGCCAGCGACAACAUGUGGAGCAGCACUUCCUCCGCUCCCAUGCUGACGUGCCUGCCAUUGACUGUGAAUACUGUGAUGCACGCCUGACAUCCUACAGCAAGUACGUGUACCACUGCCGCACCCUGCACGCUAACCAGCUUGAGGACCGCCUUGAGUUAAAGUGUGACUACUGCGAUGAGUGUCUGCCCAACCGCAUUGUGCUGAACCAGCACAUGGCUCGCCGUCACGGUCAGAACCAUCAGAAUGCACCCAAGAACAUGUGUCCAGUAUGCAAAAAGUAUUUUGUGCAUGUUGAUGUGCACAUGAACAUACAUACGCGCGCUGUUCAGUUCCCUUGUGAGGAGUGUGGGGAGGUGUUCUUCAUGCAUUCCAGUCUGCUGGGCCACCGCAAGGUGCGCCAUGACCAGAAUGCCAGGACCCACCUGUGCACUGACUGCGGCAAGAAGUUCAUCAAAAGCUCCCUCCUCAGGCACCACCAUGAGCAAGUACACCAGCACAAGCGCCAGUACUUCUGUGAGUACUGUGGCCGCAACUACAAGACUAAGUCGUCCCUCACCUAUCACCUGAAGGCUCAUACCGGCGAGCGUCCUUAUAAGUGUGAGGACUGUGGCAUGGGCUUCCACCGUCCCUCCACCCUCAAAACCCACAUUGAAGGCACACAUAACCGCCCAUACCCAUAUAUAUACCGCAAAGCUCACCGUCGCGCAGGUGCCGGAGUUGUGGCGGAGGCAGAAGUGAGGGUGGAGGCAGGGGCGGGGCAGGGCAGCCAGGAGGUCUCUGCCGUAGUGGAAGUUGAUGUCACAAAAUCUGUCGAUGUAGUCGAUGAAGUCGGGAUAGAGAUGACCUUGGUGAAUGAGGAAGAAAGGAGAGGCGGCGAAGGGGAUGUGGCUGAAAUGGUGACUAUUGUGGAGGGACUGAGGGACCUGCCCAGUCUGUAUGGAGAAAAUGGUAGCCAGGAUGUUUAUGUCAUACAGGCGCUUGAUGACUCUUAGCCCAUCCACUCUGCCCUACAUUCCACCCACUGUGCCUCUAGCGUUGUCCCCCCCCCAACUUUCACCCACCUGCACAACCUGGCCAUGAUGCUACUUGUGAGCCCACAGAGCUGCCUCAUCACAAGGAAGAACUAAGGCUUGGCACAAUAAAUCUGAUCAUGGUCAGCAGAUUUGUAUUUUUUUGAGGGAGGGUCACUGGUGUGUGUGUGUGUGUGUGUGUGUGUGUGUGAUAUUUUGGCAGGGAAUGGCCAGGAUAUGGUCACUUAUAAUUAUUACUCAUUAUCACCACAGUUGUUGUCAUUAUCAUCAUCGUUAUGUUUCAAGCAAUGGGUUUGUAUUACUUUGAAAAGGAAAUAAAAAUUCAUUCCAAGAACAUAAAACUUCUUACAUUUUCUAGUCUUAAUGCACAGGGAAAAAGAGUGAAAUUAAUGUGAUAAAAAAUGAACAUAAAUAUUUGAUUGAAGUUGUGAACAGAGCCUCUCACCCCACCACUUAUUUAGCCCAGUAGCAGUGGGGAUCAUGUUUCCUAAUGGUCCCUCCAAACGAGAAAAAUGAGAAAAAAUCAUCACUCACACAAACCAUUUCAUAAUAUAUAUCAAAGCAUUUGUGAUCAGUUUAUGCAUCAUUUAUUUUGCGGGGUUUAUAUCAUGGCACAAAUUUGGCCCGUCGCUGCUACACGGUAAAGCCACAAAUUUGGCCCGUCGCUGCUACACGGUAAAGCCACAAAUUUGGCCCGUCGCUGCUACAUGGUAAAGCCACAAAUUUGGCCUGUCACUGCUACACGGUAAAGCCACAAAUUUGGCCCGUCGCUGCUACACGGUAAAGCCACAAAUUUGGCCCGUCGCUGCUACCGGGUUAAAAAGCUGCUUGUUUUGAGAGUGAAGCAUGUUGUGAGGGUAAGGAAGGGACUGAGGUUCUCAAGUGUACUAAAAAGGCGCUGCUACUGCAUUUCUAUUGUCUUACAGAGGUAGACAGAACUCCUCAAUUGAUUAUAUACACAUUCAGUUCUUUCUCGACUCUUCAAACAGCUUUUUAAGUGUAGUCAUUCUGUAAUUUUCCAUAUACUUAACCCAUCCGCUGCAAUUGUGACGGAUUUGGCUUUCACUGGUAGCCUGGUAACAUAUACUCACAGGUCUUUCUCUGCCUCUGUGGUGGAUACUGGAGUGUUUCCCAUGUGGUUUUGGUAUGCUGGAUAUCCCCUACUAAGGUGCAUGACUACAUUUUUCUUCAGUGGAUUGUAGCAGCCACUUUUUGAUCCAUUCCUGUAGCUUGGUGAUGUCUUCUGGUAGGAUAUCCACAGUAAAGGGGUUAAUUUACCUUACAUUGCAUCACAAAGACAAGUACAUUUCAUGCAACUCAAGAAUCAUAACAAGAGGUGACUCAUACUUAUACAAAUGUUAGCAUACUAAAACAAGUCCUCUCCAAACUUACCAGCAGCAGGCUCCUCUUAACCAUUCAUUAGCUUGACAGAGGCACACGGAUUUGAGCCCCAGCUACUGGUAACCUGUGUUCUGCAUUUCUCUUUUCUUACACGAUGAAGCAUCCUGUCUCUACUACGGUCAGUUCUUGUUUGAACUUACCUUGGCUCAGAGUUCUAUAUGGAGACACACUUACGGGCAGUUGUUCACCACCCUGCCCUUAUCAUCUGGCUAAGGGAGGUCACAGUCAACUUAAAAGUGAAAAUAAUAUAAGGGUACUCUGUGACUCUGAGGCAAGUUAACACAGGCCUAAAGGGCAUAUCUCCCUCCACAUUACCAUCAUCAGUGUAUGUAGUCACUCAUUAUCCAGGAUACAAUACAAACCAACUUACUGCACAUACUUCAAGAAAGGAACUCUUAUUUAUCAGCAAGUAGAAGAAAACUUUGACGUCUUUCAUCAAGGAGGGAACGUUAUUCAAGAGGGAGAGGAAGAAGGCAUGAGAGAGAGAGAGAGAGAGAGAGAGAUUACUUAAAUACCAAAAAAUAUAAGGUGUGGCCUAAUCUAAUAUAAGGGUUCAGUGUAGUGUUUAUACAGAGUGGAGAUGUUUACAGGGAAAGCAUCCUAUAUUUCUAAGGGGACCAAGUUAAGCAUUAUCAGAAUUGCUUAGUGAAUGCAAAGAAAGUUACUGAAGCGAUCAAUAACUGUAGAGUGGGAGGUUUCAAGAGGAGAAAGGGAAAGAGAAGGUGAGGGGCUGUUCUUCGUGCCUCUGAAAGGAGAAAGUGGAAGAGGAUGGGGAGCUGCAUUAAUAUAACUUCUGAGAAAAGAAACAGAGAAAGAGAAACUGUUGUUCGUCCUCUGCCGUCUCCACUUGUUCUGGCCUGAAAGUUAUUCAGAGGAUGGUGUUGAGGACGGUGGACCAGCAGCAUUUUGAACAAGUUUCCAUCCUCCAGAUUUUAGAGGGCGACGUGUUCCUAAAAGUCUUGUUUUCAUAAUACUUUUUGUGUUGUUUGAGUUGGUAGUGUUGUCAAUCCACUGGGGAUGCUUGUGGUAGCGCUGUGACUGAAUGUAUUCCUAUCUAUAUGUAUUCACAUCAGUUUCGUAGAACAUUAGCAUUGGUGUUAUGUUUCCCCUGUGGUUACUGCUGUAGAUGUGUCCUUGCUGGUGACAGCGAGGAGCGUGGUAAUGUAGAAGUGAGGCGAGCGGAGCCGUACUGAC